AUGGCAGCGGUAUUGGAAGGUCUUAUUCCUUCUCGACGCCGACCUUCCAGGUCCCGAUCAGAGUCCGGGAAGCAGCUCCAUGCUCGAUGGGGCGAUGCUGCCAUCACUGCUCCCAACGGAGGAGGUUGGAGUCAACAGUAUCUUGAAGAUGACUUGAACAAUCCCAUCUACCAAGCUCAUGGAAGUCCUGACUCUCAAAAGACUCUUGUCAACAACUCCCCCGACCUCAGCUACGAGCAGGACAAGAUCGAGAAGAUUAGCAUCGAAGAAAUCAGACAGCCUACUCCUCCGGUUGUCUCGAAGGAACGAAAUGCCAUCACCAUCACCAUCCCUCUCCCAUGGUCUCGAAAGAUCCAUAGGCGAUCAUCUUCAGGGAGCACCCAACAAACCCAGGUCGUCCAACAAGUUGAGAAGCUGGUCACUGCCGAACCACGCCCCGCUCUGACCAAUAUUACCACGAACAUCGAUGAAGUGAUCGUCGCAGAAUCACGACCAGUUGCCGAUCCAUUUCGAUCGGGCUCCCCCAUCGUCCAUACCCAAUCACCAGUGUACGACGACGUCAGUACCUUCUUUACCAGAGCUGCCUUCCCUGACAAAGGCUACGGACCUGGCCAUCUUCCGCAUAUUCAGACCAACGUCCAACAAGCCAAAAGCCAACCGGCUUCGGCGAUCUCCGUCCUCAGCCCUGUCGCCGAGAAAUAUAAUGGCCUCUCAGAAAGCAACAAUGCGACUCCUUUGGACAACACUCCCAUCGCUGCACAUGUCGCAGCUGCGAUCCCAACCUUACCUUCCGCCAGCGAGGAUGACGUCAUCAACGUCGACAAUCUGGCAGCCCGCCUGGAGAAUCAGGUUCGAACCUCUCCACCGGUGAACCCACCAUCUCGAAUCACCAGCCCCAUAGAGGCUUCCGAUUCAGACUUGGACAGGCCAUAUUCUCGCAGCAAUUCUCAGCUUCCCUCUCGCCCUUCCUCUCGCGGCCCUGGUAUUGGAGAAGUGGCAUACAUGCGAGCCUCCUCUCGGGGACCCACAGAUCAACGCCGGUCGGCCUCUCGAGAACCAGUCUCUCGACGAGCCGAAUCUGUCGAACCAUUUCGACGAAGAGCUCGUUCCCGUGAGCCCGUCGGAUCACGCAGUGAAUCUCGUGACACUGAAGUCCCAGCACGCUCCUUCUCUCGAGACCCAAUCGCUCGCCGGGCUGGAUCCUGUGAGCCAGUUCGCCGCCGGGCUGAAUCCCCUCCUCCCCGAGCGACAUGCCGUGCAAUCUCUCGUGAACCAGCUAUUCAUCGCACUGUUUCUCCAGACCGAGCCACACGUCGAACGCAUUCACGCGCGCCAUUCACCCGUCGAACAGUAUCACCGGGUCCAAUGACUCGACGGGCUAUCUCUCGCGAUCCAGUCACUCGUCGUCGUAUCUCUGUUGACCUCACUCGACGAGCCGCAUCUGUCGAUCCAAUCCGGCGUCGUGCCAGUCCCCGGGAUGAUAUCAUCCCUCGACGCGGAACGCCUCGGGCCAUCCCCCGAGGCAACAUGGACUCCUCCGACUCCUCAUCGGCGGACGAUCUCACAUCGGCUGAUGAGACCACCGACAUUGAAACCGAGACAGACGAAAUGUACUUCGAGUCUCGCAAGGGCUGGAACGGAGCGGCCGUGGCUGGGGCCAAUAGCAAAGGCUUCUACGGUGAUGUCGUGCAGGACUACAAAGCUAUCGCACGAGAUGUGGAGGCCGACAUUGUGCAGGGGGCGCAGGCUGCGGAAGUUCCAAUGGCAACAAGCAAUACUACUGGCUUAGUGAACAAGAAAGACAAGGACAAGGAGUCUAAAGUCUAUAGUGGUCCGGACUUGGUGCCUUCUAAUGAAGAAUUGUGGGGAUGA
Molecule: messenger RNA, 1872 nt
Organism: Rhinocladiella mackenziei CBS 650.93
Lineage: Eukaryota; Fungi; Ascomycota; Eurotiomycetes; Chaetothyriales; Herpotrichiellaceae
Exons: 1
Coding region: 1-1872 (623 amino acids)
Source: RefSeq, a predicted model, not a curated record